This is a messenger RNA of Haliotis rufescens (red abalone), 2613 nucleotides long. RefSeq lists its product as uncharacterized. Lineage: Eukaryota; Metazoa; Mollusca; Gastropoda; Lepetellida; Haliotidae. The record is from RefSeq and is a predicted model, not a curated record. Gene Ontology annotation, biological process: DNA integration. Bases 113 to 1882 code for a protein of 589 amino acids. Gene Ontology annotation, molecular function: nucleic acid binding. The transcript has 2 exons.
UGCCAGGGAUUGGAGACGAACUCAAUCAAAGGAUCCAGAGAUUGGUAUCAUCAUUGAUCAUCUCAGAAACAGGACUAAACCAGACAGGACACAUUUUGUUGGGAAUCAAGAGAUGACUACACUGUUGAAAAGUUUUCAACACUUUCAGCUAAAGCGAGGUGUUUUGUAUAGAGUCAUCAAGACAGAGGGAGAAGAUCAAGAACAGUUAGUCCUUCCAACAAGAUGUAGAUCGGCCGUAUUGCGAAGUCUCCACGACAACGUUGGGCAUCCAGGGAGAGACAGGACCUUGUCUCUCAUCAAGGACAGAUUUUAUUGGCCUGGGAUGACCAAGGAUGUAGAGACUCAUGUUCAACAAUGUGUGCCGUGUCUGCGUCAUAAAACACCAACAGGAAGAGCUCCACUGGUCAGUAUAGAAACCUCACAACCUCUAGAACUGGUCUGCAUGGAUUUUCUCACCCUGGAGCCAUCAAAGGGAGGACAACAACAUGUUCUAGUUGUGACUGACCACUUCACCCGCUAUGCCCAGGCCUACGCUACCAAGAACAUGACGGCCAAGACAACUGCUGAAGUCUUCUUCAACAAUUUCAUUCUACAUUAUGGGAUACCUAAGCGUAUUCACUCGGAUCAAGGAGCAAACUUCACUGGGAAUCUCAUGCGAGAGUUAUGUCAGCUUCUGAAAAUCAACAAAUCCCGGACCACACCAUAUCAUCCAAUGGGGAAUGGAAUGUGUGAACGUUUUAACAAGACUCUCUGCAACAUGCUUGGUACUCUUGAUCCAGAUAGCAAGAAGAAGUGGAAAGCCUUUGUUGGACCAUUAGUACACGCAUAUAACAGUACUCGCCAUGAAUCAACAGGCUUUGCACCAUUCUUCUUGAUGUAUGGACGUCAUCCACGUCUCCCGGUGGAUAUAGCUUUUGGACUUGACAUGGAUUCAGCCAAGUCAACAUCAAUGACCUGUUACAUCAAAGACUUGAAAGAUCGUCUCAGCCAAGCUUAUGACAUAGCAUCGUCUGCAGCUAAGAAAGCCCAGUCCAGGAACAAGAGUUUAUACAACCAGAAAGCAAGAGCAGCUGUCAUUGAGAAGGGAGACAGAGUACUUGUAAAAGUGGUUGCCUUUGACGGCCGGCACAAGUUAGCAGACAGAUGGGAAGAAGAUAUUUAUGUCAUCUUGGACCAACCAAAUUCAUCCAUACCAGUAUUUGUCGUUGGUAAGGAGAAUGGACACGGACGGACAAGAACCUUGCACAGGAAUUUACUGCUUCCUAUCGGCUCUCUUCCCCAAACAGCACCAGUGCCUAAACCAAGACGAAUCAAGUCUCCACAACCACAACCUAAAGUUCGACCAAGGACGUGUGUAAACCAGACAUCCAGAGAAGACACCACAGGCAUCUCACAUGAUGAAGAUGAACUGGAAGAUGGAGAAGAUAUGGUGUUAGUCACCACUCAUCAUUCGGACUCUGCAGGGUCAGCUCUUUAUCCAGCUGACAGGCCACCUGAAGACAAGCCGAACGAAGAUGUUGAGAGUGAGGACCAGAACACUGAAGUUGAUGGAAGGGAUGAGACUGCAGAUGUUGAACAACAGGAACAGCCUUCAGAAGAACCUCCAGUUCCACCUGUGGAUGUCCCACCAGACAGAGAACUUGCUGCUGCUGCACCGAUUCCAACAGUACCACCGAAUCCUCAACCAAGGAGGUCUGUUCGAGAGCGGAGACCCCCAAAAUGGAUGAGCGGUGGUGAGUUUGCUCUUUCAGCAGUUACUCAACCAGACUGGUUAUCUCGAGCAAACUAUCUCAGUUCUCUCAUAGAGGAAGGAUUGCUUGAGGGCCAGCCAAAACGUCUCUCUGAUGCUCUACUGGAUCUGGUCACAGGAAAGAAUACAUGACGAGGACGUCAUUUCACCGAGGGGGGAAGUGUGUGACAGAUACAACAUUGUACAUAUUUAUUUUAUUCACCUUCAGUAUCUGCUUUUAAGUGUUCAACUUUAAACAUAAAUCAUUAGUUAAGAUAGAUUAAAUGUAGUUAAUAUGUCCUUCAUGUUGUAAGCCUUAACAAACCCAAGCCAUGACGUGCUCAACUGAUUGGCCAAGCUAACCCUCAAAGUUGACCCUUUGUCUCACUGCAUGUUCUCAGUCUGCACACAUUUCCUGCACAGACAAGUUGACAGGUGAAAUCACCUAAAAUCAGAUAUCCGGAAUUAUAAGUUGCGGCGGUAGUCGGGAAGACACCCCAGUCUCACCCACAGGGUAGGCACAUAAUAAAUGUAUAGUCAGUUUCUAUAUUUGUGAAACACAUAAGUGUAUCACACCCGUAAAGACAUGUAUAUAUAUGUAUUUUUGAAAGAGAUUUAUAAUCUCUUUACACCUAGUUAAUAUAUCAAUAAUUAUUCUAUUUGGUUCUUACAUCAGUUAGCAGAUCAUUGUACAGUGUAACAACUAAUAUAUGAAGAAGAUGUGUUUGUAAUGUAAAAUGGUUUGUAAUACUGUGAUGUCGAUGAUUGCAUUAUGUAUAUUGUUAAUAUUACUUAUCAUUCCUUUUAAUAUGUUUCAGGGUGUAUAUCCUAGAUAGAUAUAAAUAUCACAAAUCCAUUGGCCGAAUAAACGUCUCUCACCCGUA